AUCAUAUGUAACACAAAUAUAUAUACAAUUUGGUUUGGCAGUUGUUUUUUUUCUUCUUCAGUGUAAACUAAAUUGUAACUGAAAUAUUUCGAUGUCACGAUCCACUUUUAAAACACAGAUACACUGUGACAAUUGAGCUUUUGAUCAAUGGAAUCAAUGGAGGCAGGACCUUAUCCUGUACGCGAAGGAGAGCCAGAUUGUUCUUAUUACAUCAGAACAGGCCUUUGUAGGUUUGGGGCGACAUGUCGUUUCAAUCAUCCACCUAACAGGAAGUUGGCAAUUGCAACUGCAAAAAUGAGAGGAGAAUAUCCAGAAAGAGCAGGACAACCUGAAUGCCAGUAUUACCUAAAAACGGGAACCUGUAAGUUUGGAGCAACAUGCAAGUUUCAUCAUCCCAGAGAAAAGGCUGGGAUUGCUGGAAGAGUUUCACUAAAUGUGUUGGGAUAUCCACUUCGAAAUAAUGAGGCAGAAUGUGCUUAUUAUCUGAGAACUGGACAAUGCAAAUUUGGAGGCACAUGUAAAUUUCACCACCCUCAACCAUCUAAUAUGAUGCUCUCAUAUCGUGGUUCUCCUGUUUAUCCUACAGUCCAAUCACCUACGAGUCCUGGACAACAGUCGUACCCAGGAGUAACAAAUUGGUCCUUGUCUAGAGCUUCCUUCAUCAGUCCACGCUGGCAAGCACCUUCUAGUUAUGCACCCAUGAUUCUACCACAGGGUGUCGUAUCAGUUCCAGGAUGGAGUGCCUAUGGUGGACAGCUUGGGUCAAUCUCAUCUUCAGAAAGUCAACAACAGACAGGCGGAAAUAGUCAAAUUUAUGGAACUUCACGCCAAAAUGAAGCAUCUAAUGAAACACUUCAAGGAACUUAUUCUUCGUAUCGUACUGGUUAUUAUGCAUUACCAACUGAGAAUGUGUUCCCAGAGAGGCCUGGUCAACCUGAAUGCCAAUUUUAUAUGAAGACCGGUGACUGUAAGUUUGGUGCGGUUUGUAGAUUUCAUCAUCCAAGAGAAAGAAUAAUACCUAUGCCUGAUUGUGUUCUUAGUCCAAUGGGCCUUCCACUACGUCCGGGAGAGCCUUUGUGCAUUUUCUAUUCUCGUUAUGGUAUAUGCAAAUUUGGUCCAAGUUGCAAAUUUAACCACCCAAUGGGGGUUUUCGCUUACAAUUUAUCUGCAUCAACAUCUGCGGCAGCCCCAAAUGUUCGCCACUUAUUAGGAUCAUCGUCCAUAAGUGGUCCAUUAAAUAUAUCUCCAGAAAGAAGACAAAUUUCCACGAGUGAUGAUAACAUUGACUCCGAGGAUUGAAGACCUUCCAAGUGACUACCGGUUAUUUUCCACAAUCUUUUUGGAGGAUAAAAAAAUUGUAACUUCAUUUAUAUUGUUGGAGAUGUACAUAAUACAUGUUAAAGUCAACCUGUUCUGAAAAAUCAAUUCACUUGAUAGAUUGUCUUGGUCUGUCCUGAACUGUGUUGAUGCGUUGUACAACUCCACAUUUUUGUCACAUCUGGUUCAACCCAAUGUGAGCAGUUAAUCUUUUACAAAAGCCUGUUUCUGAUUUAUGUAUA
Molecule: messenger RNA, 1559 nt
Organism: Erigeron canadensis
Lineage: Eukaryota; Viridiplantae; Streptophyta; Magnoliopsida; Asterales; Asteraceae
Product: zinc finger CCCH domain-containing protein ZFN-like
Exons: 7
Coding region: 148-1299 (383 amino acids)
Molecular function (GO): metal ion binding; mRNA binding
Source: RefSeq, a predicted model, not a curated record